This is a messenger RNA of Knipowitschia caucasica, 1263 nucleotides long. The record is from the annotation of a GenBank genome assembly. Lineage: Eukaryota; Metazoa; Chordata; Actinopteri; Gobiiformes; Gobiidae.
AUGACGACCAUGACGUCCAUGAGCUGCACGCCGACCUCGUCCUCCGCCCACCUGCACCACCCGUCUGUGCUGAGCUCGCACCACCACCACCACCAGCCCCAGGGCCUGGAGGGAGACCUGCUGGACCACCUGACCCCGGGGCUGGCGCUGGGCGCUAUGACGGCGCCGGACGUGUGCUCGGCGUCUCACGGUCACCACAUGUCGGCCAUUAACCACAUGCAGCACCACCACCACGCGCAGGCCGUUAGCAUGCACGCCCACGGCCUGUCGCACGGCGGUCUGGGCACCGUGGAGGCGGAGCCUGAUCCUCGAGAGCUCGAGUCGUUCGCCGAACGCUUCAAACAGCGGCGCAUUAAACUGGGCGUGACUCAGGCCGACGUGGGCUCGGCGCUCGCCAACCUGAAGAUCCCGGGCGUGGGCUGCCUGAGCCAGAGCACCAUCUGCCGCUUCGAGUCGCUCACGCUGUCGCACAACAACAUGGUGGCGCUGAAGCCCAUCCUGGAGGCGUGGCUGGAGGAGGCCGAGCGGGCCCAGAGGGAGAAGAUGGCCAAGCCCGAGAUCUUCAGCGGCGCCGACAAGAAGAGGAAGCGCACGAGCAUCGCGGCGCCCGAGAAGCGCUCGCUGGAGGCUUACUUCGCCGUUCAGCCGCGACCGUCCUCAGAGAAGAUCGCCGCCAUCGCAGAGAAACUGGACCUGAAGAAGAACGUGACCGUGGACUCAGACAGAGGCCGCAGCCGCCCCGGGGCAGGCCACAGCUCAGACUCAGACAGAGGCCGCAGCCGCCCCGGGGCAGGCCACAGCUCAGACUCAGACAGAGGCCGCAGCCGCCCCGGGGCAGGCCACAGCUCAGACUCAGACAGAGGCCGCAGCCGCCCCGGGGCAGGCCACAGCUCAGACUCAGACAGAGGCCGCAGCCGCCCCGGGGCAGACGGCUCCGGUGAAACCUGCUCCAGACGCAUCUGUGUUUACUUCCUCAUUCCUCGUGGAUCGAAGACGCUUCAGUUCCAGGUUGGACCGGAGCAGGUCUGUGGAGCGGCUGUGGAGCGGCUGUGGAGCGGCUGUGGAGCGGCUGUGGAGCGGCUGUGCAGCGGCUGUGGAGCGGCUGUGGAGCGGCUGUGGAGCGGCUGUGGAGCGGCUGUGGAGCGGCUGUGGAGCGGCUGUGGAGCGGCUGUGGAGCAGCGUCUGUGGAGCGGCUGUGGAGCGGCUGUGGAGCGGCUGUGGAGCGGCUGUGGAGCGGCUGUGGAGCCACAGACUCUGAACUGA